Messenger RNA from Puccinia triticina, 921 nucleotides. RefSeq lists its product as uncharacterized. The transcript has 8 exons. The record is from RefSeq and is a predicted model, not a curated record. Bases 1 to 921 code for a protein of 306 amino acids. Gene Ontology annotation, molecular function: hydrolase activity, hydrolyzing O-glycosyl compounds. Gene Ontology annotation, biological process: carbohydrate metabolic process. NCBI's taxonomy places the organism in Eukaryota, Fungi, Basidiomycota, Pucciniomycetes, Pucciniales, Pucciniaceae.
AUGGGGAUCGGAAUAACUGCUGAUGGGCUGAAGGGUAAAAAUCCAAACGAACCCAACGAUCCUGUGGAUACCCAGGGUCGAUACAAGAAGGUUGUUACGGACUACUUCGCGGUCGUAACGCCUGGAAAUGAAAUGAAAUGGAGCUUCUUGGAAGAAAAUAAAGACCAGUACACAUUUGAUCUUGCUGAUGAAAUUGCCAGAUAUGCUAAGGAUUACAAGAAACAGCUUCGCAUACACACUUUCUUUGCCAAGGACCAAAAUCCAAAAUGGGUGGGCGAUUUGAAGCCAGAUGACCUCGAAAAAAAAAUGAACGCAAUCCUGGAGAAAGUAAUCAGUCAGUAUGGUCCACAAGCCAUAGGAGCUGAUAUUGUCAAUGAGAUUCUGGACGACCAGGGUGCUCUAGCCAAGGACAACCCCUGGUACAAGGCACUUGGAGACAAAUGGCUCACAAAAGUUUUUACCCACGCCAAGCAAGUCCGCGAUAAAUCCGCCCCCGGCAUGCUGCUCUUUAUGAAUGAUGUCAGUACUGAGGGUAUAAAUGCCAAAUCAACUGGCAUGCUUCGCAUUGCUACCGACCUUCAUAAGGCUGGACUUCUAGAUGCCGUAGGAUUUCAAUGCCACUUUAUUGUAAAUCAAGGAGAUGACCCAACAGUCCCAAAAGACUUCAAGCAAAAUUUGGAGCGUUUUACAAAAGAAGGUAUGACAUGCUUCGCUGGCUAUAUUCAGCAGGUGAGGGGAUGUGUUUCAGUUACUACCUGGGGAGUAACUCCCAAGGAUUCAUGGAUCGGUCACAAUAAUGUAUUCCCAGGGUUUGGAGAAGCUACUCUUUUUGACAACAAUUUCAAACCAACUCCGGCAAUGGAAGCACUCAUUCAAGAUGGAUUUUUCCCCAAGAUUGGUGGAGGCAGUGGAAAGCCAUGA